AUGGAGGACGUCCAGGCAACCGCACGAUGGGCCAAUCGCAUGCUGCGCCCUCUAACCUCUAUCUACCGCCGCCUUGAGAAACACCAAGAGACACUAUCGAUUAUCGCUACCGAAUCGAAAUAUCAGGGUCACCCAGAGGAUAUCUCUGUGAAUGUGCCGGCCACAACAACACAGGUUCGAAAGAGCAAGGUCAAUGAGUCGGACGCGGAUGAGGACGAGAACGAUCCCGUUUGGGUUCCCGGCAAGAAAGUCGAGCAGCGCCGGAUCAGACACAAAUACUCGUCUCGCGGGGAGGACAACGGUGGACGCAGACGCAACCGGUUGUCUAUCCACAGCCCAGAGGCACCUCGGACACUGCCUGGCGCGAUCGAGCUCGCGACGCCUUUGAUUAACGGGAAACGAUGGGAGGCCCCUUCGAGCGCGCAGUCGCAGCCCUCAGCCAUUCAGCCCCGUAGUAUCUACGGAAAGGGACACCUGCAGGCAUUUCGCGACAAAUACCCGCUGCACAAGAGUCCGUGGCAGGAGCUGCUCCACCAAUCUGGCGACUCUGGCUUUGCCGAUAUUGCGCAUAAUCUUCAUCGUGUUCUCCAGAACUUUCUGUACAAUACUCGAAUCACCAAAAGUGAUACCGGCGAUCCACCUCCAAAGCCUACGAGCAAAAGGGAGCAAGGCGAGGAUGGCGAUGAAGACAUGUGCGGUGCAUAUUUUACAGAAUUGGAAUCUUUCUAUGCACCUCACGGCAGAGGGUGGAAGCCCCUUCGCGAAGCCGUGCGCUCUCAGGGCAUCCAUUUGGUGGCCAUGAUGAUACAAAACAAGUGGGUAACAGAAGCGAUCGCCUGCGCGCUUAUCGAAAAGUGUCGAUAUCAUGAACCCGAUGCUUGCGAGUCUUUAUUAUCGACGUUUCUUUCGACGUGCAAGACAUACCCUUACCCGCUCUCCUUACGCCCGUCUGGCGAUUCAAAAAUAAACGGUGACGCUAUCCGAUUACUGCGGCUUUAUGCUUGCUACGGCCCAGCACAUCGCUCCUACAUCUUUGACGAGCUAGCCAAGCUUCUUUUACGCGGUGUUCUUCCGCCAGAAUGGAUGGCAACCAAGUUGUGGACUAGUUGGAUGACCCGUGCAACGAUAUCAUUAUCAAAAGAAGACGCCGAUUGUGCCGCGGCCUCGCGACUGAUCGAAGCCGUAAUCCUCUCAGCCAGUGGCGUCCGUUCAGACACCCAGUGCGCGGCUCCUAUGCGAAGAUACUCUCGCAAACGGCCAACAUUUUGCGGUAGAAGGACUCACGCUUCGUUCACGGCAUCUACGAGGAAACCGUCCACUGAUCAGCCAUGCCCCGUGCCGGUGGCGGACGCUCUGAGUAACCACGUCAUGAGCCUCAUGGCAGCGCUGUGCGGGAUGCAUGUAUCGAGGUCUCGCGAAUUGGAUGCUGCUGACUCUGCGGGUAGAACGAAAACGAGCGAUAUCCUCAAAAACAUCUCUUUUUCAGUGGAGCGGGAGAUGAACUUGAAACCGCUCUCUAGUAGCCCCAGCAUCAGCUCUCAUCACUUAUUACGACGUGGGUGCAUCUUACUGGCGGAUUGUCUGCUACAAUGUAAUAAAGCAGUAUUAUCAGACGACCCCCCAGACGAGGUGACACCCAAAACGAAUGUCGACGCCUAUUCGCAUGAAUUGGCUUCCCGCUCAAACUUGGUAAAGGAAUUGGCAUCGUUUGUGCGACAAGCUUUUCGCUGUUUUGGCGGCAGUUCGGAAAGUGAGCGCGUCCGAACCGGUCAAGAAAUUCGCCGCAUGAUAUCUUUCUUCCCUCGGCUGACCAAAGCGCCUGGUUUGUCUGCGCUUCUUGGUCGAAUCGCCGCGGAAGCUGCAAUGGAGUUUGCGGAGAGUACCGGUGAGCCGGAAGACCACCUGUGGGCGGUUGAGAUUCAAGAGAUGGUAGCAUCUGUCCGGGCUGAGGCGGAGAAUGAAGGAAACGAUGGCGUUGACGACGCUGGGCAGAGGACCAGCCUCUACCGUUGGGAAGAAAGCAUUGGAGAGUGGGUUGCUAGGACGCCGAUGGCAAAGCCGAAGGCGAUAUUUGCAAAGCAGAGCAGCAAGUGCGCCUUCAUGUCUUCAAUUCCGCCGCCAUGCAUACCAUCUUCCACAGAUAGCAGUCCUCCCUUCUCAGACCGGUUUGAGAAGCCCGUCUCCAUCUUGAGCUCAUCCCCUUCAUCGGUGGACACGAAGCGAACGUUCGAACACUCCGACUCCUCGCCCAUACGACUCCGCAAGCGACAGCGGUCUGGUUCUGUGGUUGUGAUCAACAAUGCGGAGCGCCCUCGAACGAGGUCUUCGAUUAUCAAUAACGGAUCCAGAUCCACGACAAACAUAGUUCAGCAUCGGGCCCCCACGGAUCCCGGGCCCGCAUCCAAGAUCGAAGUCGUGAUUGUCAAUAAGAAAGAGACCAAAGUGGCCGGGGAUGGUCUUGCGCAGCCUGUCCCGGAGCCUGUUCUCAAGCAGGUCCAUCGCCCUGCAGAUCGUCGACCACGCGGACGGCCUCGAGGGCGACAUCCUUCUGCGCCGUCAAUACCACAGCGAGCGCCGAUGGUGAUUCCCUGCUCCCAGGACGAGGACAGUGAUGACGAGCUGAGCUUCAUGUGA
Molecule: messenger RNA, 2634 nt
Organism: Penicillium lagena
Lineage: Eukaryota; Fungi; Ascomycota; Eurotiomycetes; Eurotiales; Aspergillaceae
Exons: 3
Coding region: 1-2634 (877 amino acids)
Biological process (GO): regulation of DNA-templated transcription
Source: RefSeq, a predicted model, not a curated record